CUAUAGACGCGGUAAAAACAUACAUUAAAGUGGUGUUUGUAAACAUGCUGAGCAGCAUGAGAUUGAGCACUCUUCCGCGCAUGCGCAGUGCGACGCCGCACAAUCCCAGCGCUUGAAGCUGUGCAGUGCGUUUGUUGUGUCUACUGGUAAGUAGAGUUUCCUGAUCGACUGUGACAUUUGGCACAAUGGCUCUGAUCUCCAUCGAGGAUCUCGACGGACUGGAGGAUGAGCAGGUGGACGAUGACAUCGCCGACAGCUCCGAACCAAUGGAUGAUGAGGAGCAGGACAGAAUGUACGCCCACUGGCAAGCGGUUGGAAGGACACAUCAGGUGUCUGUUCCCAGAGAGAUGAGAGGACCCAUUCAGGAGAUGACGAGAAGGAACCAGACCUCAGAACGAGAGCAAGUGCCUUUUGCAACCAUCUCCAGACACGAGAAGCUUGGUGAAGUCAUGUACGAGGAGAGAGUGUAUCCUCCAGGAAAAUGGGCAUGUGUCAGUAAAGCAGAUACGCUGUACGAGCAAAGCAUCUCCAAUGCUUUUAUGAAACUCAUGCGCUUCAUCUGCAAGGAGAAUUCAACAGGACGGUAUCUUGGCAUGUCAAUACCUGUUGUGAAUGAGAUUACGAUGACAGAUGACGGCACUAACUUCAGGAAGGAUGUAUUGACGGCAUAUUAUCUGCCUGCCGAGUUCCAGGCCAGACCGCCUGAAGCGAACGAUCCUGAUAUUAGAAUCGUUCACAGGGACUCGAUUCGGGUCAUAGCCAGGGUGUUUUAUGGCACCACAACAGAGGAGACCAUCUCUCGUCAGAUUAGCAUGCUUUGGGAGCUUCUGGGCAACUCUGAGGAUGUUCUCCAAGACCGUUACAUGGUAGCCGUUUAUGAGAAUCCUGGCGUACCCCAACGCAGAAAUGAGAUCUGGUUCAUUCGCCGUGGCUCGUGAACGUUUCACAGCUCGCCUUUUAAGCCAGCAGAGAUGUUUGAAUAGCUGAAUGUCUCGAAAUGAAGGGGUGAAGCUAGUCACAAUCAAAACCCAUUUAUCCUUUUAUAUUGUUGUGAGUGCGAUGCAGAAAAUAUUUGUUUUUAAUCAGUGAGUAAAGAAACUGCAGCUUGUUUCAUAAGAUAUAGAUUAUACACUAACAUUACAGCACUGUAUAUAGCCUGCUGUUGAUUUCAGGGUCAACGUGGAAUUGCUAAGAGACAUCAGCAGGUGACUUCACCCUGGCAUUAUUUUUUACUUGGACAGUAUGAAGACGAUUUAUUAUGCUUCCUGUGUUUUUUGCUUGAUUUAAAUAUUCAACACUACUUGAAUUCGCUGUUAUUGUUCGAUUUGUUUUAGUGCAGAAAAUUGUUUAUCUAGGUUUUCCGUAGUGCCCUAACAUGGUGUCAGCAAUGAUAACGGAUAUUAUAAUGUUCACAACUAAUCUGUGAACGGUAAAUCCUUCAAUAAUGGCAUUUGUAGCUUGUUAGUUGCUUUAUAUGUGGGUUGAGAAACAGGUUCAGGUUUUAGGAAAAAAGUAUUUACAGCUCUUCAUACUUAUCAUAUUAUUGUAAUUUUAAGUAGUCAUUUAAAUUUUGUGUUGGAAAACUGUUGUAAAUUUAAAAUAUUUUUUGUACUUUUGUGUAACAGAGUUUCAAACCAUUUAUUAGACAAUCAUUGGUCAGAGCUUUUCUGUCUCUAAAUCUCAAUUUACAUUUUUAUCUCAUGAGCCAGUCAAAUUAUUACCUGUUAGAUAUUAGUAGUCUAUUCCAGUUUAAAUUUGCCACGAGUAUGGCAGUAGUAUGGUUUUUACGGGUAUGCUUGUUGACCUCUUUUCUAAAGAUGGAGUCUACAAGUCUAGUAUAUCUAAACACAGCUUUUUCUCCAAAUGAAUGGGACCACCUGGCAAAAUAGCCCUUUGCAGCAGUAUUGUUUCUGAGCACUAUUUGAUCUCAAGUAACUGCAUUUACUUAAUGUAUUUUGUUGUUGUGUUUUAAAUGAUCUAAUCACUGUUAUGACACUUUUUUUAACAUGAUUCCUUGCUUUUGUGACAUUGAUGGCUUAGGUUGUACUUUUAAUUGAUGUUUGCCCUGUCAAAGUAAAGUCUGAAGUCUGUAAUAAUACUAAUAAACCUUAUUUAAAGAACACUUUGUGUAUAUCAACAUGCUUUACAAAGAACUGAAAAAGUUUAAUAAAUGUAUACAAAUAAAGUGUUUAAAUAAAUGGUGUCUAAUGUUGUCGUGGAU
Messenger RNA from Labeo rohita (rohu), 2221 nucleotides. RefSeq names its product heme-binding protein soul4 (gene soul4). Lineage: Eukaryota; Metazoa; Chordata; Actinopteri; Cypriniformes; Cyprinidae. The transcript has 6 exons. The record is from RefSeq and is a predicted model, not a curated record. Bases 186 to 938 code for a protein of 250 amino acids.